This is a messenger RNA of Suillus fuscotomentosus, 1553 nucleotides long. RefSeq lists its product as uncharacterized. Lineage: Eukaryota; Fungi; Basidiomycota; Agaricomycetes; Boletales; Suillaceae. The transcript has 2 exons. The coding region runs from base 13 to 1359 and encodes 448 amino acids. The record is from RefSeq and is a predicted model, not a curated record.
CACGAGCCCGCAAUGGAUUUACUCUGGGCUAACGUGCAUGGGAUAGUACCACUGCUGGGCUGUGUAACGAGGCUACAUCCCAUGAUAUAUCAUCAUGCCGGAAGGUACACUUGGUACUCUGAAGGCAUCAAUCCAUUAUGUGAGCACGAAGUCCUCCAAUUUUUGCGUCACGCCCACCGCGUGCGCUCAUUGCAAAUCCCAUUCGACAACCAUUUUCACCUUCUUUCAGUCCUUCCCAUCAAGACAUUCAUAUUCCCGAGAUUGCUAUCGUUGUCAAUGGCUGUACAUCCGGCUGGAUACUUACAUCUCUUCCUACCUCCCACUCUGCGUCGUUGUUCGCUAUCGCUCAUUCAUCCCGAUUUGAAAUUAAUUGCGACCUGUUGUGCUGCUACCUUGGAGGAUCUAACCAUCAAGAUCCCCUACCAAAGCACAACGGAUGAGCUGUGCCUGUUAUCUGACAGUAUCCGUCUGUGCAAGCGGCUUGUAACUUUGUAUUGUCCACCUCUCGACUGGGCAGCAUGGAAACACCUAUCGAACCUCCCCACCCUUCUCUCAGUGGCGAUUUCUGGCGAAGUCCUUUGCCCGUUGGACACGGAUAACUUCGUUUUCACACGUUUCCUCAACGUCACGGCUCUUUCUUUCCAUGUAACCACGGCUUCAUACGUCAUCGCAGUCAUGCGCAACUCAGCAUUCCCCUCACUGAAAGAGUUCAAAAUGGUUGCCCGUGUUUUGCCGUGGGAAGAUGCUGAGCAGCUCUUUCAUGCACUGUCGCAGUGCACGGCAUGCCAGACCCUUCAACAUAUCGACAUUUUAUCCCGUGAUCAAAGAGUUCCAGAGCCCUCAGACAGCUCUUUGACACCGAUCACCCAAUUUCUUGGCUUCACGCAACUCAGAACUCUGCAGCUCGCUUUUCCCCAUUGCUGCAUUCGCCUUGACAACCACCUCCUUUCGAAAGCCAUGUCAAGUUGGCCGCACAUCCGCUCUCUGAAAUUAGAAGACCCCCAUCCUCACCCAGCUACUAUCACAUUUCGCGGGUUAUCCGCAGCGUUGCGUCAAUCUCCCCACUUGCAUACACUGCACAUAUUAAUGGAUACUCUGAAUAUUGAUAUCGAUCCUCAGGCUGAGUCGUUUCAGCAUACAUCUCUACAAACAUUGGAUGUGCGCACCUCUCACAUAGUGGAUCGGGAAGCUGUCGCUUACAUCCUCUUCUCUAUGCUUCCUUCGGUUGAGAGUGUUAUCCAUGGCUCUAGUGGACGCCACAUCCGGUACGCAUGGCAGGAGGUCAACAGGCGUCUCCAAUCUCUCAAGUCUUCUGCGGUCCUUGGCCGUCGUAUCACAGGAGCAACUGCAGCGUGCUAAACCCUUCAUACGUAUGUGUUCAACUAGAUGUGCUAUCCGAUGUAUCUUAAUACUUAGAAUGUGGGAGUGGGAGGUCGGGGCAAGCAAGGUAGCUUAUGCCUCGACAUGUAAUUGGCUCUAGAUUUAUUAUUUGCAUGAUACAUUACUUAUAACUAGCUCCCAUCCAUAGUAGCAGCACGCCUUACAGAAUGUCG